Messenger RNA from Herpailurus yagouaroundi (jaguarundi), 2925 nucleotides. RefSeq names its product bestrophin 1 (gene BEST1). Gene Ontology annotation, molecular function: chloride channel activity. The record is from RefSeq and is a predicted model, not a curated record. The coding region runs from base 818 to 2581 and encodes 587 amino acids. The transcript is spliced from 12 exons. Lineage: Eukaryota; Metazoa; Chordata; Mammalia; Carnivora; Felidae.
CUCCCCCCAUCUUCCCAGCUCUGCUUUGUCUGCCUCCGGAGAUGGCUCUCCACCAGCGGUCAGCUGCGGUCAGCGUCUCUCCUGUGCGUCUCCUAACCCCCUGGACCUCCCUUUAACCCCAACAGAGACCACUACCCUAAGAGUAAGCCUCUGGCCCCACCCCCACCCCCGAAACUGACAUCCACUAGAGGGGUGAUGGCGGGUCAUGAAAAAGCCACAGGAUUCAAAAUGAAAAGACCCAGAUUUCAGCCCCAGCCUAGCCUUUUAUAGCUGUGUGGCCCUGGACACAACAGGCCUUGAGCUUCAGGGUCCUCCUCUGUAAAAUGUAGAUAAUAAUACCCUACCGAACUGUCCCUCAGAAAUGCCUCUGAGACUUUGCAUGGACUUUCCCUUAUAUGUAAUACCCCUCCGUCCUUCUCAGCUCGGGCGAACUCCUACCCGUGCCUCAGGACCCGGCUGAAAUGAUCCCUUCCGUGUAACAGUUUCCCUGACCUCUGUGUCCCUGACACAGAUACGAGGACUUGCCAUUUUGUGUUAAAGUUAUUGAAGAGUUUCCUUCGUUUUUAUUUGACUACGAAUUUUUGGACGCAGGAGGAAUCGGAUGAGGCUUACUUCCGGCAUCAGAAAUGACGAGGACGCUGAGGCUCAAGGGAAGGACAGCGAUGGGAAAGAUGUCUCCCACUGCACAGGCAGCAUGUAGCAAAUCGUCCUCGAAGAGGACCCCCCCCCCCCUCCUAACUGCAAUGGCCUUGUUGUUUGCUGUGAUUAGAAAAAUACGCAAGGUGGUUGUGAAACGCGUGCCCCCCCGUGCUCAGUCAUGACUGUCACCUACUCAAGCCAAGUGGCUAAUGCCCGCUUAGGCUCCUUCUCCCGCCUGCUCCUGUGUUGGCGCGGCAGCAUCUACAAGCUGAUCUAUGGCGAGUUCCUCAUCUUCUUGCUCAGCUACUAUAUCAUCCGUUUCAUCUACAGGAUGGCCCUCACGGAGGAACAGCAGGUGAUGUUUGAGAAACUGACUCUGUAUUGCGACAGCUACAUCCAGCUCAUCCCCAUUUCCUUCGUGCUGGGCUUCUACGUGACGCUGGUCGUGACCCGCUGGUGGAACCAGUACGAGAACCUGCCAUGGCCCGAUCGCCUUAUGAACCUGGUGUCGGGCUUGGUGGAGGGCAAGGACGAGCAAGGCCGGCUGCUGCGGCGCACGCUCAUCCGCUACGCCAACCUGGGCAGCGUACUGAUCCUGCGCAGCGUCAGCGCCGCAGUCUACAAGCGCUUUCCCAGUUCCCAGCAUCUGGUGAAAGCAGGCUUUAUGACCCCCGCGGAACGCAAGCACUUAGAAAAGCUGAGCUUGCCGCACAACACGUUCUGGGUGCCCUGGGUGUGGUUUGCCAACCUGUCAAUGAAGGCGUGGAUCGGAGGUCGAAUCCGGGACCCUGUCCUGCUCCAGAGCCUGUUGAACGAGAUGAACGUCUUGCGUACUCAGUGUGGACUCCUGUUUGCCUAUGACUGGAUCAGUAUCCCACUGGUGUACACACAGGUGGUGACCGUGGCGGUUUACAGCUUCUUCCUGGCUUGCUUGAUCGGGCGGCAGUUUCUGAACCCGGCCAAGGCCUAUCCUGGCCACGAGCUGGACCUCGUUGUGCCCGUUUUCACGUUCCUACAGUUCUUUUUCUAUGCUGGCUGGCUGAAGGUGGCAGAGCAGCUCAUCAACCCGUUUGGAGAGGAUGAUGAUGACUUUGAGACCAACUGGAUUGUCGACAGGAGCCUGCAGGUGUCCCUGUUGGCUGUGGACGAGAUGCACCAGGACCUGCCCCCAAUGGAGCGGGAUAUGUACUGGAAUGAUCCAGAACCACAACCCCCCUAUACAGCUGCUUCUGCCCAGUAUCGUCGACCCUCCUUUUUAGGCUCUACCUUCAACAUCAGUCUGCAUAAGGAAGACAUGGGGUUUCAGGCAAAUCCAGAAGAGGAGGAGGACCCUCAAACUGGCAUCAUUGGCCGCUUCCUAGGGCUACAGUCCCACGACCACCAUCCCCCCAGGACAAACUCAAAGACCAAACUACUGCGACCCAAGAAAGAAGGCCUUCUCCAAGAGGGCCAGCCCAAGAAACUCGGGAGUGCCAGACAGCACCCUAGGAACCAGGAAGGCGGCAAGCCUUGGAAGAUUGAGGAGGAGGAUGAUGCUUUCCAGACUGCUGCACUGUACGGGAGGUCAGGCUACCACAGUGCCCCCCAGACGCCCCUCAGCCACACCCCUAUGGUCUUCCCACCUGGAAAGUCAGCACCCUCAGGCCUUCGCAGAGUCUCAGGCACAGACAGCGCUGUCAAAGACCAAAGCCUACAGCCUGUGACUCCUGACAGAGAGAAGAGUUUUGAACUGCUCUCAGAUGGCGUCGGGUCCUCGACGGAGAACCCACAAUUGGGUCACAUGAAGAAGAAAACCGUUGAGUUUAACCUGACCGACAUGUCGGAGACCUCGGAACAUCUCAGAGAAUCACAUUUGGACCAGUCAAACAACAUAGAGAUAAUACUCAGAAGUCACGGAGAUCCCUACUGGGCCUUGGAAGACAGGGAUGAAGCACACUCUUAGCCUGUUUCCCCGAAAGGGACACUUCACCGGCCUGGUCCUACCUGCAUGUACACCAGCGGGACACUGAUCCAGUCAUAGCCAUAUAGCUGUCCACACUGAAGCAUACGUUCGUAUGACAGCCUGAACUAAAUGGUUAGCUUAAUGGGUAACAGAAUCCGUAGUUUCAGGACUACUUAAGCCUUUAAGUGCCUUUUGUACAUAAAAAUUGUGAAAGCUAGACCCAAUCACCGGAAACAUGUAAUUCAAAACAUCAAGUUCGGCAUCCGGAGUCCUUACGUCCUGUCCGAAUUCCACACCCCCAACCUUGACAUCUUUCCCAAACUAAAGAGUUUAGUAAAUACAAA